Rhizophagus irregularis DAOM 181602=DAOM 197198 is the source of this 2354-nucleotide messenger RNA. RefSeq lists its product as uncharacterized. NCBI's taxonomy places the organism in Eukaryota, Fungi, Glomeromycota, Glomeromycetes, Glomerales, Glomeraceae. The record is from RefSeq and is a predicted model, not a curated record. Gene Ontology annotation, cellular component: cytoplasm. Gene Ontology annotation, molecular function: ATP binding; protein serine/threonine kinase activity. Gene Ontology annotation, biological process: protein phosphorylation.
CUACUUUCAUUUGAAUUUUAUUUUUAACCUAUUAACAUUCUAUUUUAAUACAAAGAUUUCAUUUUCAAGAUAAAAAUCAUUAAUAAUUUGGAAUUUUUUUUCAAAUAUUAAUCAUUAUAUUUAUUAAUUUAGUAACAUCAUUUAAUCUUUGUAAUCUUUAUUUGUGUUAAUACGGAAGAGCGCCAACCCGUCGAUCUUAUCAUAUGUAUAAAUUCUAAAAAUUUUCCGUUUUCAAACGUUAUUGAAGUCAUCAUUACUUAAAUUUUUUUUUCUUUCUUCAAAUAAUUUUUUAAAUAUUAAAAAAUGUCUAAGUUGUUCUGUUUAAAAAAAAACUCAAAUAAUGCAAGCACUAGUACGUCAUCCACCUCCACUAUCCCUUCCUCGCUUGUAUCUGAUUUAGACAAAUUAAACUUCACUGAAGAACGUUUAAAACGCUAUGUAGAUGAGACAAAUACUCUAUCUUCCGAUACAACAUUGGUUAGUAAUACUCAAAAAGAAUUAAAGAAUAAAGUUAAAAUUUUACGAGAAAAGGCUAUAUCUAAAACGCUCAACAACAUCAAACGUUCAAUGGAAGUCGAUCUUUGUUUUGUUUUAGACUGCACCGGAUCUAUGCAACCUCAUAUUGCUGCUGCCAAAGAUUGUAUUUUACAAGUGUUAAACUACGUUAAACAUGUAAAUCCAAGCAUUAAACCUCGAGUUGGUUUUUGUGGCUAUCGAGAUCACUACAAUGGAUUAAAUCGUCUGCAGAUUUUUGAUUUUAACGACCAAUAUGACCAAUUUACACAGUAUAUGCAAAAUGUAUUACCCAUUGGAAAUGAUGAUCUUCCGGAGGAUGUUCUUGGAGGUCUUAAUGCAGCAAUAACUCAAAUGGAUUGGAAAAGUGACACUCGGGUUCUUCUUCAUAUUGGUGAUUAUCCACCACAUGGUCGUCGUUUCACAUCCUUAGAAGAUGAUAAGUACCCGGAUGGUGAUCCAAAUGGAUUAACUGCAGAAAACGUACUAGAAAAUAUGCAAUCAAAAAAUAUACUUUACUUUUUUGGAAAAAUUACGAGUGAAACUGAUAAAAUGCUUGAAAUAUUCCGUGAUAUAAUUGGUGAAUUUCCUGUAUUUGAUCUUGUAGGAGGAGAUCCAAUUAAACUACUUGAAAAAUUUAUUAAAGCCGCUUCGACAUCUAUUACUUUUGCCGUUUCAUUAACUAGUACUAUUGGAAGCGGAAACAGUUCCAAAGAAAUAUAUUCUUUUCAACGAAAAAAACUUGAUAUGAAUCCAAAUGAGCCUGAUUGGAGUACUCUUCCAUUCCAAAUAGGAGUAACUAUGUGGUAUCAUAUUCCUAAAUCUCUUGAUGGACUAAAAAAUCCAAAAUAUUUUAACAAAUCAAAUCUCACUUCUAAAAGUUUCUACUUUAAGAUUGCUUCCCAACCAUUUUCUGCAGGCGUUGAAAAAUAUGCAUAUUUUGGUCGUGAUAUCAAAAGUAUUCCAACAAAAGAUGCGGUAAUAAAAGAAUAUCUUCAUGAUGGAAAAGGUAAUCCUCUUGAAAAGUAUCUUGAGGCAGUAGAAAUCUCUACAGUUGCAUAUUUUCUUUCUCGAGAAUUUAAUUUCAUUGCAAGGAAAAAAAAUCUUCCCAAAGUAAAUUUUCUUGAUGUGAGACUUUUACGUAGUGGUACUAUUGACCUUCAUACUCGAUAUUAUACUAUCGAACCAAGACUUAAAGAUGCAGAGUAUAAACGAUUCAAUACAAAUACCGGUGUAAUUACAGAACUUCGACCUACUCUUGAAGCAUUUGUUCAUUUCACAUAUGAAUAUACUAAAGAAUAUUUAGUGGUUUGUGAUCUUCAAGGAAUUGAACUUAAUAAUGAAUUCUUAUUGACUGAUCCAGCAAUACAUUGUAUUGAUCCUUUAAGAUUUGGAAGAACAAAUUUUGGCAAAAAUGGAAUCAAACAGUUAUUCUUGGGAAAUCAUAGAUGUAAUGAUGUUUGUAAAGAGUUAAAAUUGAGUAAAUUGAGUCAAAAAAUGAUUUAGCUUAAAUUUUUUAAUAUUAGGAAUUUUAUGUGUAAUAUUAUCAAAGUAUAAGACUAAUUUUAACCCUGGGUGAUUUUAACCAACCUAUUAGUAAAUUUUAUUUAAUUAUAUAAUUUUGCCCAAAUUUUGUAAAUUAUGGUCACAAUCAAAAACAAGAGACAUUAUCGAGAAUGUAAGAAAACUUGGUCAUUAUACAUUUAUACUCUAUAUUCAAAUGAAUAAAUUUAUAUAAAGUAAAAUGAAUAAUAACACAAAUAAUUUUUUUUUUUUAAAAAAAAAAAUGAUUGAUGUAAAAUAUAAAUUUUAAGGGGGUGAUUUAACCCAGGUUAUUUAAC